Molecule: messenger RNA, 1581 nt
Organism: Hordeum vulgare subsp. vulgare (domesticated barley)
Lineage: Eukaryota; Viridiplantae; Streptophyta; Magnoliopsida; Poales; Poaceae
Exons: 9
Coding region: 46-1029 (327 amino acids)
Source: RefSeq, a predicted model, not a curated record
AACGGCUAACAGCGAGCCGAGCCCCAGUUCUAUCCAGCAGCAGCGAUGCCCGCCACCAUGCCGCUAACCUUGUCCCCGCCCCGCCUCCUCCACCACCACCACCACGGCCAGGCCAAGCUCCGGCAGCAACGCACCACCGCCCGCCUCGCGCUCCUCCCGCGCCGCGCCGCUCGGCUCCGCUGCGGCCCCGACGAUGCCGCGGCCACAACCGCCGAGCCCGAGCAGCAGCCGGGGGAGGAGGAGGAGGAGUUCGUGCUCCUCGCCUCCAACCGCAGCGACUUCAACGAGGUCAUCAUGGUCAUCGACUCGCCCUCCAACCGCUACCUCGUCCUCGACCCCAGCCGCAAUGUCCACAGCAUUCUCCCCAAGAAGAGCGCCUGGACCAAUUCCUACUGGGAUGAGUUCGUCAGCCUACCUCCCGUUGUUCCACGUGGUCCUGUUGCACUUCUAGGUUUGGGUGCUGGGACAGCAGCACAUAUGAUGCUAGAAGUUUGGCCCUGGAUACAACUUAUCGGAUGGGAGAUUGAUCCGACGAUAAUUGAAUUGUCGAGGGAUUAUUUUGGUAUGUCCAAUUUAGAGAAGACCACGGAAUUAGGUGGUUCACUUUCGGUGCGUAUAGGCGAUGCGCUUUCCCCAUCGGCUACAGUUGAAGGAGGAUUUGCUGGCAUUGUUGUUGAUUUAUUUGCUGAUGGAAAAGUCUUACCUCAGCUACAAGAAGCUGAAACUUGGUUAGAGAUUGCAAAAAAGCUCAUGCCAGAUGGUCGAAUCAUGGUCAACUGCGGUGGAGCAGAUACCCCCGUAUCUCUUGCUGCUGACACGGGUGUUUCGUCUUGGGUCCAGAAUCCUACAAUCAAGGCUAUGUGCUCUGCGUUCCCUGGGCAGCUAAACUGGAAGAGACUUUCGGAGAAGGAGAGUGUAAACUACGUCGCGUUGACGGGUCCCCUUCCAGACCUGGAGGAGUGGUCAACCUCGGUUCCGAGCGAGCUAAGCCCAAGAGUGAAACAAUGGGUGCCUUGCAAGCUUGCGUGAGGAUGUGUGUUUUCUUCUGGUGGUGCCUUUGCUUGCUUCUACUUCCUCUGUACCUAAAUAAUUGUAGUUGAGAAGAACUAGACUAGUUCUCUCCAACUACAAUUAUUUAGGAACGGAGGGAGUACAACUUUGUCUGUCUCCUCCCUCCACGGUCCUUUUAAGGUGUACAUAAGGCCAUCUGUCUGCAUCUGAAGAAGUACCAUAUCUUAUCAGCACUCACAUGUGACAUGUCCAAGGAAGGAAUUGCGGUGGGGAAGGUUGUCUAUCUGGCUCCCGAAGCUUGAAGAACAGUGAAGUGAAGACAUGUCUGUUUAAUGGAGUUGAUCCUGAAACCGAUCCGAGGGAAGAUUGAUGCGUGUAAUCCUGAAACCGAUCCGAGGGAAGAUUGAUGCGUGUAAUCCUGAAACCGAGCCGAGGGAAGAACGCAUAGCACUACAAUUUUUGGCAUGUCCUUUUGACCUGCUGUUGAUUGCCAUUCAUCAUUCCAUGUCUUCAUGGUGUCACAAAGUGCCAAGUUCAGUUGCUGAUUAGUAAACGCGUGUUACAUACAUU